This is a messenger RNA of Exophiala aquamarina CBS 119918, 1497 nucleotides long. RefSeq lists its product as uncharacterized. Gene Ontology annotation, molecular function: ubiquitin protein ligase activity; single-stranded DNA binding. Bases 1 to 1497 code for a protein of 498 amino acids. Gene Ontology annotation, cellular component: nucleus; Rad6-Rad18 complex. The transcript has a single exon. Gene Ontology annotation, biological process: protein monoubiquitination; DNA damage tolerance. The record is from RefSeq and is a predicted model, not a curated record. NCBI's taxonomy places the organism in Eukaryota, Fungi, Ascomycota, Eurotiomycetes, Chaetothyriales, Herpotrichiellaceae.
AUGCCUGAACAAUAUGAAGUCACGGACAGCACUGAUUGGCUCACGACACCUUUGGGCUCGCUUGCUCAACUCGAAUCGUCCCUUCGCUGUCAAGUAUGCAAGGACUUCUUCACAACACCUAUGAUCACCAGUUGUUCGCACACCUUCUGCAGUCUUUGUAUACGAAGAUACCUUUCCCAAGAAGGAAAGUGUCCCGCCUGUCGAGAGUCCGACCAAGAGAUCAAACUGCGGCGGAACUGGGCUGUGGAGGAACUCGUCACCAGUUUCACGGCCUCAAGAAAAAGCCUCCUCGAGUUCGCACAGAAUGCUGCUCAGUCGAAAGAAGGUGAUGGUUUUGAGUCUCAAAGACCGAAGAAAAGGCGGAAGGUUGAGCAGGCUGCCACCAAUGGAGCGGAAAGACGAAGCACUCGAAGUCAGAGCAAAAAGGGCAACGUGCCCUGCAGUCAACAAAGCGAGAUGUCUACACCAGAGGUUGUCCUUGACAGCGAGGACGAAGGCAGCGUCUACGAAGAUGCCGGUGCGAGUAGUCCGCAUCCAGCCCGACGGCCCGCCGAAGCCAACGACGUCCGAGUGGCCUGCCCGUGUUGCCACCGGCGCAUGAAAGAAUCGCAGAUCAACUCGCAUUUGGACAGAUGCAUCGCGGGGGAUAGUUCGACCCCCUUCGAGGAAACCAUGUCGCCUGCGCCCCAACUUGCACCACCGGGAACCAUUGCGUAUGGUGUGGCCAAACCCGUAAACCAACAGACACGCCUCCCAUUCAUCAACUAUUCUCUCCUGAAUGACAAUGCGCUACGCAAGAAACUCCGAGACCUCGGGAUCCCCAACUCGGGCUCGAAGGAACUGAUGCGCCGGCGCCAUACAGAGUGGGUCAAUUUGUGGAACGCGAACUGCGACUCCACUAAUCCUGUGUCGAAGCGUCGGCUCUUACAGGACCUGAGGGUGUGGGAAGAUGCUCUGGGGAGGCAGAUAGACAGGGUAGCUGGCGCCUCGUCGGGGUUCAUGGCCAAGGACUUUGACCGACAAGGCCAUGCGAAGAAGCAGAAGGACAGUUUCGACGAUCUGAUCCGUCAGGCGAGGCAGAAGCGGCUGGCGCAGAAAGCGGCCGGCAGUGGGCUUCUGGGGGAGGAGGCGCCGCAGCCUGAUGGGCAAGUUGUGGGAUGUGGGUCAAGACUGGAGAGCACGCCGCAGCAAGUCGCGGCAGACGAAUGCCCUCCUGAAUCCGCGCGGCCUCCAUCAGAUUCCACACCACAGCCGGAUUUCUCCCUCCCUCCACAAGAUGCCAUGUCCGCAACCAAUAUACUGUGCCAAGACGAUGCUCUGAAUCACCAACCACACCCGACUCAGACUGCGAUACCCAUAUUGUCUCAGCCGGCCAGUCACCUGAGUGAUCUUGCAGCAAACGCAGACAUAUCUCCAGAGCCCCUGUCACCACCGCCACCGCCACCAGCAGCGCCAUCAGCCCGGUCCGCUGCGGUUCAUCAUCGCAUGUGGGAAUAG